CAUCGUCGUCGAGCACAGCGCACCUGCCACGUGAACAUGCAGAAAGCUCUACUGGCUCUUCAACCGUAAAAGUGCUGGAAAGAGUCUCAUCCGAGGCAUUCGGAAGUACUAAAGCUGCGACGAAGACGGCGGUGGGUCCGCCAACCUUGACGGCGAGUGACCACUUUCGAAGAUCAUUUUCUGCCUACGGUACGUGGACCCACAAGAAAUCAUAAAAGCAGAGAGCUCCAAGCACUCUGUGAAGUGACUUUUUUUCAGAAGGCAAUCACAAUCGCAGCGGAGAAAGUUUUCGUGGGCUAGUACAAAACACGGCGAUUCGGGAAAGAAAAAAGUGUCUGGUGAAAAUCACUGGAGCGGAAGCUCGUGGUCGGCAUCAACAAAAGUAAAAAAGGAUCACCACAAAAGCAAAGUAUAACGGCGCUAUUAUUUUCGUGCACGACGAAGCAAUCCUCUUCAUCACGCCAACGACGUCAAGGCGAAUUAUCUCUUUCUUCUUGUCACUAACAAGCAAGAAACUCAAAGUUGCUUGAGUGCGCAUGAAAUAGAAAGCACUUCCAAUACGAAAACGUUCCAUACUGGUGACCAGCCGUGGCCUGUGGCUCGAGAAGGGGAGAGGCAACUCUGUGGCACAUGCUUACCGCACUGCCAGAUGACGCAAGAAUCUCCCCAAAAUCUGCACGAAGGCUUUGUCGCUCUCUGCACUGAAGUGGUGAAGAACUACUGUGUCAUCGGCGAGACCACGAUCUCGGUUGCUACGACAUAUCCGGCAUUUCAUCUCAGGGUAUUCCUACCCUUGGAUCAUUCCUUAGUUUUGCCAAUCCCUAGCCAUCCAUGAUUACUACACGGGCAAAUGCAAUAUCUACUUACUGGAAUUUGGUACGUCGACGUGAUCCGAUGUACUAAGUAAUUCAGAUGGUAAUAUAGCAGGUUGAAGACGGGAGGACGAGCGGAGGACGACGACCAUCGCAGCCCUGCUUCAUGAACAACACGGAAUUCGCACAUGUGCAUGCGAAAUUCAUGGAAACAGAAGACUCAGAAGGGCACGUGGAUCCAAGCGGGCAUGGGCGGUUUUUUGCUUCAUAUCCUUAAACCCAGAAGACGCGCGUGGACUUACGGAAAGAAACUGGACCGAGUAUCACAUGUUGGCGGGAAAACAUGGUCUACCGUCUGGUAUGGUCAUGGCUUAUUAUGCGGCAAGAAAUGAAGUUGAGAAAACUAUCUGCACAAACAUUAUUAAAGCAAGCCUUGCUUUUGUCAAGAGCGCGAAUACGACAUAGCGCGAACAAUAGACGGGUCUGGUGACAACUUUCAAAAUCUGUAUCUCUCGAAAAAUCAGCAAUAUUUCUCUGUGAACGAGUUGCCCAAAGAAAGUGUACUUGAACAGAUACAGAGUUUGGAUCCUUUUGACGCGAGGUUGGC
This is a messenger RNA of Amoebophrya sp. A25, 1419 nucleotides long. Lineage: Eukaryota; Dinophyceae; Syndiniales; Amoebophryaceae. The record is from the annotation of a GenBank genome assembly.